This is a messenger RNA of Carassius auratus (goldfish), 793 nucleotides long. RefSeq lists its product as uncharacterized. Bases 35 to 793 code for a protein of 252 amino acids. Lineage: Eukaryota; Metazoa; Chordata; Actinopteri; Cypriniformes; Cyprinidae. The transcript has 3 exons. The record is from RefSeq and is a predicted model, not a curated record.
ACCAUGCUCUGUUAAGCCUUUUAAUCCACAGCCCAUGACACCAUCUGAGUAUUGUAAUCAAGACCAGCCAGGUUUCUUAGAUUUAGAUGAACAUCAAAGACAAACCAUUACACAUAAUUCAACCCCAAAAGAAACAUUUUUGGGGCUUCUGUAUAACCCGUCUAUACCUCACCCCUCAGCUGAAGUUACAAUUCAGGAUGACCAGCUUGGGUUAGAGCCUGAGGAGUAUGAAGAUCCCACAGUCAGAUCACAGAAUUCUUCCUAUGAAAAUGAACAAUGGGAGCCAUGUGAAACAUGCAAGCUGGAGGUACAGGCAUUACUUAAAGAGAAUAAGAUGAUGAAAGAUGUGCUUUCCAGCAUGAAUCUUGAACACCUACAGGUACUCAGAGAAUUUAUAGAUAAGAUGGAAGACUACAAAUCACGUGAAAGUGGGGUGCUGAUGCCUCAAACCAGACCUGGCCAACAAGAACUUUACCCAGACAGUGGGCUGCUCUUGUCCUCUACCAAACUAGCAGCUAUUCACCAAGAGUCAAAGAAGGACUGUCUUCGUCUUUUCCAUCUACUGUUUGAUCAGUUCUUCACUCAUGAAGAAUAUUCAAACUCUGUAGCAUUUGGAAAGCAUGGCAAAGUCCCAGAGGGCAAGACAGUUUUGGAAAAAAGCCUGGCAAGCGAGAACAAUCGAACAGGAAUGAUCCACAUUUCUGGCACGUUAACAGCACAUAUGCCGCUUCUAACCGCUCUCAAGUCUCAGGACGUUUGCACUAUGGCUGACCUUCUGCCCCGACCUCCAUGA